AUGUGGGGUCCCCGGAUAUCAAGCUUGGGCCUCUGCAUCGCGUUAGAACAGGCCGGAGGUGUCUCUGGAGCAGUGGAUCAUGUCUCGCUUGUUCGAGACAGCCUAUUUCCGGACCAUUUUCAACCCGUCCCACUUCUCCGUAGCACCCCACGAGACGCCGGAGGAGGCCAUGAAAGCGAGAAAAGACGACGCCGCAAGGCUGAUGGCCAUGGGGACCAGGAUGCUGGCAGAAGACAUGGCAGAGGUGGAGGGUGGCUGUUCGGGACCGUGGAUGCGCACGAUAACAUAUCGAGAGACAUUGCCGAGGCGACGAGGAUGAUUGUCGUCUCGGUGGGAUACCGCCUGGCUCCGGAGGUCAAGUUCCCGGGCCCAGUGAAGGACGGAGUGUCAGCCAUCAGGUGGGCGAAGAAGAACAUCUGGGCGUUCGGGGGUGACCCACACCGCAUCGCGAUUGUGGGAGAGUCGAGCGGAGCGAAUCUUGCCAUCACUUCAGGCAAACGACCGAAAUGA
Molecule: messenger RNA, 510 nt
Organism: Ectocarpus sp. CCAP 1310/34
Lineage: Eukaryota; Phaeophyceae; Ectocarpales; Ectocarpaceae
Source: the annotation of a GenBank genome assembly